Messenger RNA from Megachile rotundata (alfalfa leafcutting bee), 1827 nucleotides. RefSeq lists its product as uncharacterized. The record is from RefSeq and is a predicted model, not a curated record. Gene Ontology annotation, cellular component: extracellular matrix. Lineage: Eukaryota; Metazoa; Arthropoda; Insecta; Hymenoptera; Megachilidae.
AUCGCUCGCUUUAAUGGUGAGCAUAGGAAUCGUACAAUGUGAUCCUCCAUUAAACAAUCAGUACGGAGUACCAGGAAAUUAUGCUGGCAGCAAUAACAACAACAAUAACAACAACAACCACCACAACCAUGGUUCCUCGGGUACAAAUGACUUUGGCAAUCACCAUUAUGACAACGGAAAUGACAACGAUUACGUCGAUCAGCCGAUGUCCUAUGAAUUUGGUUACGCAGUGAAAGACCAGGCAACCGGGAAUGAUUUCGGUAGACGCGAGACUAGCGAUGGUGAAACCGUGCGAGGAGAAUACAGAGUCCAACUACCUGAUGGUAGGACACAAAUAGUGACUUACACUGCAGAUUGGAGGACGGGUUUCCACGCAGAUGUCAGAUAUGAGGGAACAGCGACCUAUCCUGAUCAGUACAACACACAAAACAAUGGUUACAACAACAAUAACAACAACAAUAAUAACAACAAUAAUAAUAAUAAUGCUUACAAUAACAACAAUCAAGCUGGUGGUCAGAAUUUUGGAUACCCGGGUACAAAUAAUAAUAAUAAUAAUGCUCCUACUGUGUACAAUGGAGGAAAUAAUGGAGGAUACAACUAUCAACCACCCUCUGGUAACUACAACAAUGGAAACAAUUAUCAGUACCCAUUCGGUUCCAACUCUCUGGACAACAGUUUUAACAGUCUUGGUGGUCGCAAUAAUUACAACACACGAGUUCCAUCGACGACGUAUGGUCCAGCUUUUAAGUGACCUAGUAUAAUUCCAAUUAGCAUAGAAUAAGAAACGUCCUAUAAGAUUAGCUCUUUUGUAAUAAAACAGUUGUUUAAUUUGUACUGGCGUCUUGUAAUUUCCCCAAUCGUUUGCUAUGAGCGAGUCCUGUUAAAAGAAAAUAAUUUCAUAUUGCAAUAAAAUUUGAUAGAAUUAAAAUCGUUUUUACUUUGAUUCAAGAUAACAGAUAGAGAAAGAUGUGAUCAAUGCAGGAAAUAUAAAUGCCUUCAGGUGUAUCCCAGAGGUUCCUUCAUUACAUAAAUAAUAAUACUUCAUCGUGACAAGCUGUAUAAUUAUGGAUUUUCCCAUAGCCGGUGAAAUCGAUCAUUAAUGGAGCGCGUAUCGGGUUGAUGCAUCAAGUAGGAAGAAUGAAACUCUAUUUAAAAAGCGCUACGUACUCGGUGAACAAAAAUAACAAAUACUUGAACCUGUCGCAACAUGUAAAAUAAUCGUAAUGGACGCUGUUAUAUUAUGACACCAGGAAGCCCAGUUUCGUGCUCGAGGAGACACUUUCUCUGAUACUAUAAUAUCUAAAUUACUGACGAAGCUUCGACAGCCAUAACCGUUCUAAAGUACACUUGACGUUUAAAGUUCUGAAAAAGAUGUUUUUAUUAAAUCUUACUUGAAAUUCGUGAGAAUAUUGUAUAAUUGCUAUGCUGUAUUAAUUACUUCACUUUGUAAAAAAGGAGAGAAAGUAUUAUCCAUGAAAAUUGGGUACCUCUAUCUUAAUUAGGUAAAAGUUGUAGCAACUGUUAUUUCAAGGGUGAUUAAUUAAUCGUUUUACAUUGUGUGAAUAGGUUAUGUACAUUAUACUGAUACAUAACAAGACUUCUUUUUAAUUAGUACCGUUAAUGGAUAUAAGGAUCUGGGAAUGCAGAGAUCUGGGGAUAAGAGAGGGGAGCAUCUGGGGAUACAAGGUUUUGAGAAUACAAGGAUGUGGAGAUAUAGGCAUUUGGGAAUUUGGGAAUACAGGAAUAUAGGAUACAAAGGUUUACACUAUCUGACUGUCUAGUAAUCUAAGGAUUUAGAGAUAUGAGGAUGUAGUCAUUUAGAUAGCA